This is a messenger RNA of Thalassophryne amazonica, 933 nucleotides long. RefSeq lists its product as uncharacterized. Lineage: Eukaryota; Metazoa; Chordata; Actinopteri; Batrachoidiformes; Batrachoididae. Gene Ontology annotation, molecular function: serine-type peptidase activity. The transcript has 8 exons. Gene Ontology annotation, biological process: proteolysis. The record is from RefSeq and is a predicted model, not a curated record. The coding region runs from base 92 to 838 and encodes 248 amino acids.
ACUGGCUGAGCCCACUGAACUCUGAGCCUUACGGCACCCGGACCUGCAUGGUUGGGUUGAAUUUGGCUCUUUGUGGUUUUAGUGUUCAGACAUGAAGAGAAAACUCCUGCUGGUGUCAAACUCCACCCUGCACGGCGGCGGGUAUCUGGAUCACUGCGAGCAGCACAUCUCCAGCUUCUUUGGACAAGAUGUGAAGACGGUGCUGUUUGUCCCGUACGCGCUGCACGACAGGGACGCCUACACGAAGACAGCCAGAGACAAGUUUCAAACUCUCGGUUACUAUGUGGAAAGCAUUCACGAGGCCGCAGACCCUGUCGAUGCCGUCAAGAAGGCUGAGGCCAUUUUCAUUGGGGGCGGGAACACCUUCCGGCUGCUGAAGAGUCUCUAUGACAACCAGGUGGUGACGGCGAUCAGGACCAGAGUACUGGAGGAUGGAGUCCCUUACAUGGGUUCCAGCGCCGGCACCAAUGUCGCCACCAUUAGCAUCAGCACCACCAACGACAUGCCCAUCGUCUGUCCGCCGUCCUUCGCCGCCAUUGGCCUCGUUCCCUUCAACAUCAACCCGCACUACCUGGAUCCGGAUCCCAACAGCCGCCACAUGGGGGAGACUAGAGAGCAGAGAAUCACACAGUACCAUGAAGAAUCCAACACCCCGUCUGUGCUGGGUCUGAGGGAGGGAUCGAUGCUGCUCGUGGAAGGAAACAAAGCCACACUUUUGGGAACUACCAAGGCCAGACUCUUCACCAGGGGAAAGCCUUCAAAGGAGUACGACCCUGGAAGUGACCUCAGCUUUCUUCUGAAGGAUGAUGUUGACCAAAGAGAAGGUAGCAGAAUGUGAAGGUCAGUGUGAGAAUCCUGGAGCCAUUUCAUCAGGUUUUACCACGUCUGAGCUGCAAAUUACACGUUUGCUUGGUAACACGUGAGGAAACAUUC